UGGGCGUGUCUAAAGCAGAUGAGCGUUCAGCCUGUUCUAUCUUUGUUUUCGUGUGGCAGACCUCAGCAGACAGAUAAGAGACGAAAGCAGAAGACGUAUCAAAGAUGUUUUCCAAAUCCACAAAGAACCUGUUGUCAGAGAUCGACCCAGAAGGCUCUUUGGUUCAUGUGUCUCGGUUGAAUGAUUCGGACAGUCUGGUUCCUUUGGCUCUCGUCAUCAAGCGCAACCGGUAUUGGUUCUGGCAGAAGCCGAAAUAUCUGCCAUCAGACUUCAAACUAUCUGAUGUUCUCGUUGGCGAUCCCAUAAAUCCAGUUGUGGUUGAAACAGACUUCAUGAGCUUUGACGGCAAAGUCGUGAACAACAAAAGUGGAAGUGUUGGAGCGGAUAUUGGGCCGGGGAGCAUUACUGUAGGGGGUGCCAACUCAUCCAAACUGGAGUCGUCCUUUGGAAACCUUAAAAAACAGGAGGUGGAUGUGCAGAAACUAUUACAGGAUUCCAAAGCUAGAGUUCUGGAUCUACAGCACUCUCUGGUCCAGCAGACACGAGAGAAACAGAGGGAGGUGCUGACAGUAGUGAAGGAACGUAUUAUCACCACUCAGCCCUGUACUGUCACUGAAGAACUGCAGAGGGAUGGCUCAUGUAAGGGGAUGCUUGGAUUCAAUCAGAAGAUAAAGGUGUCAGUGAAUGACAAAGGGAAGGAUAUUGUUGAUUAUGACACUAAUAUAUCUCUCAACAUUCCUCCUAAAACCAUCAUCGCUUACGGUGUGAUCGAGCUGGAGGUUUCUAACACUGGACACUUUGAGCUGUGCCUGCUGGGAAAUGUUCAGGGUGGUUUUGAGGUCGAUGCGCCGGUGAAGGUAAAGCAAGCAGUCCCAGUCGGCGCUUCACCAGGAAAAACCAGCAGCAAACUACAGAAAGACCUGCAAGAAGUACAGGGCCAGUUUAAGGUUCUCUCUAAACUUCCAGCCAACACACGAUCGUCUCUCUUCCAGCACAUCUCUGUGCACCUGCAGAACAGAUCAGCCAUCAGCGUGCUGGAGAACGCACUAGAGGUCUUGUGUGGUGGGACACAGCCGGAUUUCAGUAAAUUAGAUCAAGCAUCUGCUGUGCGGCCUACACUGGAACUGGUACAGAAAGCAGCUGGAAAGGGUCCCACCCAGACAACACCUUCUGGACCCCUUCAGCAAAACCCCACCACCGUUCUUACAGCCACCCACCUGCUUAUCGGCUCUUUAGAGGAGAUGAAUGACUCCACCCUGCUUGUGCUGAAAUCUUGCUGUACUCAUGUAACCCUGCAAGCUGUGCUUCAUAUCGUGCAAAAUAUGGCUUCGAAUAGGAAGUCUUCUUUGAAAGAUGAUGCCCUGGCUGUUUUAGCUGAUAAAAAAGUUUUCGAGAAGAUCAGAGAACUGUUUGGUUCAUGUAACGUGACCCUACGAAAGGAGAAAGAUUCACUCAUAACGGAAAUCAGUAACCCACAGGAUCGCCACCUCCUCAUGCUGUGCAUUGCAGUGAAGGGGCUGGCGUGUAUAGCGCCCCCUGCUUGACUGGAGUACAACAGCAGAGGCUAAAAUGAGCUUAUGGGGACCAGGGGCUUUUAGCAAACUGUGCAGGUGGCCUUAAAAUGUGUUUGCAGUGAUGAAAACAACUAGAGUGUCUUGUUCUUUAAGUGGCCUUACACCUGUUUUAUUAAUGACAUCGAAAGAAAAACAGUAAUUGUUUUAAAAAUUGAAAAUUUGUAGUGUUUUUACAUUCGUAUGUAUUUUUUCAUCUUUUUUAAAAUGCCACUCCUUUUGAAGCAGUGUUCAUUUUAAGAGCUUAACUAUAUAUAUAUAUAUAUAUAU
This is a messenger RNA of Triplophysa rosa, 1841 nucleotides long. It is a transcript of the gene gsdmeb, whose product is annotated as gasdermin Eb. The transcript has 10 exons. Gene Ontology annotation, biological process: programmed cell death. The record is from RefSeq and is a predicted model, not a curated record. Bases 105 to 1544 code for a protein of 479 amino acids. NCBI's taxonomy places the organism in Eukaryota, Metazoa, Chordata, Actinopteri, Cypriniformes, Nemacheilidae. Gene Ontology annotation, cellular component: cytoplasm.